Messenger RNA from Tricharina praecox, 2274 nucleotides. RefSeq names its product 37S ribosomal protein-like protein Rsm22. Gene Ontology annotation, cellular component: mitochondrial small ribosomal subunit. Gene Ontology annotation, molecular function: methyltransferase activity; structural constituent of ribosome. The coding region runs from base 1 to 2274 and encodes 757 amino acids. The record is from RefSeq and is a predicted model, not a curated record. Gene Ontology annotation, biological process: translation. The transcript is spliced from 4 exons. Lineage: Eukaryota; Fungi; Ascomycota; Pezizomycetes; Pezizales; Pyronemataceae.
AUGCUCGUCGCCCGGCGCUCCCUCCAUUGCGCUCGUACCCUCACCCGCCACAGUCUCCUCCCAAAGCCCGAGUACUUUUGCCGCGCCUCCGCCGCCAGCAGCAGAAGCAGAAGCUUCGCCACCACUCCCGCCCGCCGCAACGAGAUCGUCGCGAACAAUGGCACCGCCGCCGCUGCCGUGCCCAAAGAUCCACAACAGCAGGUAUACUCCGAUCCGUAUGCCAACGAGCUGCCGAUCGAGGCCUACGUUCGGAACGUGCGCGAAGUGUGGGGAGAAAACUUGCCCGAGGGGUUGCUGUCAGAGGAGGAGUACAAGAUCUACGAGCGGUAUUACGGCCCGCCUGUGCGCACUCUCACGCCGGAAGAGGUCGAGGAGGAGUAUGGAAUAGCUGAGGGUGAGGAUGGGGAUGUGGAUGGACUCGCGACGCUGCAGGAUGCCAAUGGCGGGGUAGAGGAGGUAGAGGAAGAAGUGCCGGAAGGGUUCGUGAGAGCGCGGAGUGCGGAGGAGGCAGCCAUGUAUGCGCGCAUUGGCGAAGAUAUCCAGCGGUCAAUGAGUCUGGCCGAGGAAGAUGGCGGUAGGGUAUUGGAGGGAGAGCACGAUGCGGAGGCGGAGGUCGACGAAGAACUUUUGAUGCGCACACAUCCGCUCACCGAGCUCGGACGGUUCGGAACGUUUCCCACCACCACCUUCACGCCUGUCGGCAUCACAAAGCCAACGGCUGCACUGCUAUCGGGCGUCAGCAAUAAACAUCUCGACGAUGCCAUCUUCAGGAUCCUCGGAGCGUCGCUCGAGAAAACCCCCAUCAGGACGGAACACUCCGACAAGGCGUACAACUCUAUACCCCUCAACACGUCCAACGCCAUGAGCGAGAUGGAUGCCAAUGUCCACAUGGCCACGAUUCUUCCCGGGUACUACGCGCAGUCGCUCAGCACGCUGACGGAGCUGCGACGGCGGCUGGGACGGGACUGGAUCCUGGGCAACGAGCACAGCGGGGAGAAGGGUGUCAAACUUGUUCUCGAUGUCGGAACGGGUGGUGCUGGAGUGCUUGCCUGGCGGGCGAUGGUGGAAGCCGAGCGGCAACUUCUUGCGGACGAAGCAUCCGAGAUUGAUGAGGAAAUUCCCACUCCUACUGAGCAGAAGGCAGUGGUCGUGAUGGGCUCACAACCACUGCGUUACCGCAUGGCUAAACUUCUUGAGAACACCACCUUCAUCCCCCGCCUUCCCGAUAUGCCCGAGCAAACCGCUGAAGAGCAAACCGCUGAAGAGCAAACCUCCGCACCGGCAAAGCCUGGAUUCGUCGAUAAGCAACCACGAAAGCUUUACGAUCUCAUCAUCGCAACAAACACCAUCCUCCCCAUCUACGAAAGCCACAAGCGCAAAUCCCACGUCCAAAGGCUGUGGUCCCUCCUCAACCCCAACGGCGGCGUGCUCCUCUUAGUAGAGAAGGGCACCCCGCGUGGCUUCGAAGCCAUCGCAGGAGCCCGCAAAGGGCUGCUGAAAUACAACAUCGCCACCGCCGACAGCGAAUUCGUUCCGCUCAAGGAAACGGAGGACGUCUCAUCACCACGCACACGCAAGGAAACGUCUAGCAUCGUAGCGCCAUGCACGAACCACAGUGAAUGCCCGCUCUACGUCAAUGGCCCGGCCAAAUCCAUCAGCCGCGACUUCUGCAGCUUCUCGCACCGCUACCAGCGACCAAACUACAUGCAGCGCGUUCUCGGCGCAAAAAAACGCAACCACGAGGACCUGAUCUACUCGUACGUCGCCGUCCGCCGCGGCAUCGACGUCACUCGCCAGGAAUCGCCGCCCAUAGAACCCAAAAUCGAGGACUUUGACACCAAGGUCACACCCCCCGUCAGUCCGUACUCGAUGGCGCAACUACGGGCACACGCUUACACUCUCCCGCGCGCCAUCUUUCCGCCAAUGAAACGCACCGGCCACGUCGUCAUCGACGUGUGCACGCCGAAGGGAAAGAUCGAGCGGUGGACUGUCCCGCGCUCGUACGGAAAGGUUGCGUUUAGGGAUGCGCGGAAGAGCAAGUGGGGAGACCUGUGGGCGCUCGGCGCAAAGACGAAGAUCGCGAGGAAUAUCAAGCUCGGCGAAAAGCAGAAGAAGAUGAAGGUCGUCAAGGAGGAGAAGAAGGAGGUCGAGUGGAAGGUCAAGGGCAAGAAGAAGCAUUGGGGCAAGAAGGAGGUCGAGAUCAAGAAGGAGAGAGGGAAGGGCCUCACUUUGGAAAGGGCGUCGCAGAGGAAGAAGAAGGAUGCGGGUAUGUAG